Molecule: messenger RNA, 1566 nt
Organism: Rodentolepis nana
Lineage: Eukaryota; Metazoa; Platyhelminthes; Cestoda; Cyclophyllidea; Hymenolepididae
Source: the annotation of a GenBank genome assembly
AUGGGGCAGUCGAUUUUUUCUGAACCCGAAGUAAAAUCUCACGUUCUUUUAAUUGAUCCCGAUAAUAAUGUACCUAUAUCUCGACAAUGGGAUUCCAAGGGUCAUCCCUAUCCGGUUCAAAUAGCCCAAUAUGGUCUGGCUUAUUACUCUUAUUUUAGUAAACUUCGAAACUUCAAAGGCAUUUUAAAUAGGAAGUCCUCAACAGCAGUCGUUGAUAUAAAAUCUCACUUCAGUAAACAAAUGAAAUGUGAUGCUCUGAACAAUGUUUGCUUAUUUGUUGAGGAAACUACGUCUUUGAUAUAUAAUUUGAAGAAUACAAAUGCAAAGCUGACUGGUUUAAUUGCAAGUGGUUUAAAUUGGUCAAAAGAUUCUCGUCUAAUUUUCCGUAUGUCUUUCCUCUCUUCAUUACGUCAAAUUGAAACCCAUUUCACUUGCUCCAAUUUAUUCGGAGAUGGCGCAGUUAUUUUGUCAAACAGGUAUUGGUCGUUAGGAUUUAAUGAGUUAUCAGCCUUGAAGGUUGUCUACUUCUUAAAGCAAUGCCAAAAUGUCACCCUUUUACAAAACCUUGACAUGAUCAUCACAAAGGCCGUCGCUAGUGUCAAACAGGAUCUUCGAGCCAAAUCACUCUUUAGAGGUUUUCUUUUUGGCUCUGAAAUCGACGAAAAAUUUGUUGUCAAUGAAGUUGAGUUCCAAGUUGGGAAAGAAGCUCGAUCAUUGGGUCAGUUGAAUGACCUCCUUUUAUUCAUUCCUAUCGCAAAUGAUCAGAAUGGCGCUUAUGCCGACCAACACUUGAUCGCAAACAAAGAAUUCGCUAGAAGGAGAUUUUUGUCAGCGGCAGAAUGGUUUGUGGAAAAUCAACAAGAAGAUGGCUCUUGGCGAGUCAAAGCUAAACGUGUUUUUACUUCUGACAUCUACCUCAAACCAGGCUGGUGCUCAGCAAUGGGUCAGGUUCGUGCAGCAAAUCUAACAAAUGAUCCCCGUUUUCAAGCAGCUGCUGCUCGAGCCCUGGGGCCAUUUUCUCGUCCAGUUACUCCUAAAAGCGGUAAUUGUGGUGUCCGUGCCUAUUUUUUGGAUCAGAAAACUUUACCAUGGUAUGAAGAAUAUCCUGCGGUUCCGAGUGUCUUUGUUCUUAAUGGCUUCAUAUUCUCCCUAAUUGGACUUCAUGAUCUGAGCAAAGCUAGUCCAGUUGGCUAUGAAAAUGGCUCAAUAGCAACUGAAUUAUUGACGGAAGGAGUAGAGACUUUGGCCCGUGUAUUACCACUCUUCGAUAGUGGGUUUGGAUCCUUUUAUGACUUGAGGCAUCUUAAUCCUGCACAUGCUCUUCGUCUCUCUCCUCACAUCGAGCGAUUGCGUAUGGAGAAGGGUAGAGUGAAUGUAGGUGAUCAAAAUUUGCAAGCUCUACUCAAAGGGGGACCAAAUAGAGCUCGAUGGCAAUAUCACCGAGUACAUCUUCAGCAGUUAUUCCAAAUGGCAAAUGUUAUUGCUCCCCAAUAUGCGAGCACUUGGAACCUCUUCUUCGAUCGAUGGUUAGCUUACAUGUGGGGAUUCAGAUCAGGCCAUAACUGA